AUGGGGCGACCGCUCGCCAUCCCCGGCUGCUGCCUGGCCAUGGCCCUGCUGCUGCUGCUGUCCCCCGCGGCCCGGGGGCUCCCGUCCCGCCGUCCCGCCGCCCCAGACUCUGCCUGCAAGAACCGGCCCCUAGACCUCGUCUUCAUCAUCGACAGCUCCCGUAGUGUCCGACCUGAGGAGUUUGAGAAAGUGAAAGUCUUUUUGUCAGAAAUGAUCGAUACCUUGGACGUCGGUGAAAGGACAACCCGCGUGGCAGUCCUGAACUACGCCAGCACGGUCAAGGUAGAGUUUCCCCUCCGGACCUACUUUGAUAGAGCAUCUAUGAAGGAGGCUGUAUCUCACAUCGAGCCCUUGUCUGCUGGCACGAUGACCGGCCUCGCCAUCCAAACUGCCAUGGAUGAAGUCUUCACUGAGGAAAUGGGCACCCGGCCAGCAACCUUCAAUAUCCCCAAGGUGGUCAUUGUUGUGACAGAUGGACGACCGCAAGACCAGGUUCAAGACGUGGCAGCGAGCGCCCGGGCAGCUGGCAUCGAGAUCUACGCCGUCGGGGUAGACAGGGCAGACAUGCAGUCCCUGAGGAUAAUGGCCAGCGAGCCACUGGAUGAACACGUCUUUUAUGUGGAGACCUAUGGUGUGAUCGAAAAGCUGACAUCCAAAUUCAGAGAGACUUUCUGUGCUGCGAAUGUGUGUGCGCUUGGGACCCACGACUGUGAGCAGGUCUGUGUGAGUAACGGGGGCUCCUACCUUUGUGACUGCUACGAAGGCUACACUCUCAACCCGGAUAAGAGAACCUGCUCAGCUGUGGACAUGUGUACACCUGGAAGGCACGAGUGUGAUCAGAUCUGUGUGAGUAACAACGGGUCCUACGUCUGUGAGUGCUACGAAGGCUACACCCUGAAUCCAGAUAAGAAGACUUGCUCAGCCAUGGACAUGUGCACACCUGGAAGGCACGACUGUGCACAAGUCUGUCUGAGCAAUGAUGGAUCCUACAGCUGUGACUGCUUUGAAGGCUACGCUCUGAAUCCGGAUAAGAAGACUUGCUCAGCUAUGGACAUGUGUGCACCUGGGAGGCACGACUGCGAGCAAGUCUGUGUGAGAGAUGAUCUCUUCUACACCUGUGACUGCCACCAAGGCUACACCCUGAACCCAGACAAGAAGACUUGCUCAAGAGCCAUAACGAGCAGUCUUAUAACUGAAGAAUCCUGUAAGUGUGAAGCCAUAGCUGCCCUGCAGGACUCAGUGACCUCAAGUCUUGAAGCUCUGUCCACAAAAUAUAUCCUUUUUCUUACAUGACCUUCUGCAUUCAGCUCUUUACCGGUAUUUUAGAAGCAACUGCUUUAAUGGUAGGCAGGGAAGAAACAUACCUCAAAAGAGAAUGUAUUUUCCUGGUAAUUUUAGAAAUGUAUUGGAGCAAAAUCUUGGUUGUUGCAAAUACCAUUAUGUUUCCACAUCCCAUGAAGGGCUUUA
This is a messenger RNA of Calidris pugnax (ruff), 1467 nucleotides long. It is a transcript of the gene MATN3, whose product is annotated as matrilin 3. The coding region runs from base 1 to 1293 and encodes 430 amino acids. NCBI's taxonomy places the organism in Eukaryota, Metazoa, Chordata, Aves, Charadriiformes, Scolopacidae. The record is from RefSeq and is a predicted model, not a curated record. Gene Ontology annotation, molecular function: calcium ion binding. The transcript is spliced from 7 exons.